AUGAAGGCCGUCCUUCCCGGCAAGCCCGAGUCCAGGCUGCAGGCUCUUGCUACAGGCCUUUGGGGCGCCCGGCGCAUCAUUGUCUAUAUAAGCGGCAAUGCUUUCGCAAUCCUGUCCGACCAUGCGACGCUAAUCCAGACUGUGUACGACGACGCCGACGAGACUCUGCAGGCGGUUGCCUUUGACGAAGCUUCUGGCAAGAUCGCAACCUGCACCGAGACAUCUGUCCGAAUAUACAAGCCUUUUGGCCAGGAUGAAGAUGCACUCAGAUGGGCCCUCCAAGCGACCUUCGCCGCCGACUCCGGCAUCGAUAACGCCUUGGGUCAUGAGAUUGGAACCUUGGCCCUCUCGUGGGCCGCCUCUGAAGAACUACUUGUAGCCCGCUCUGCGCUUUCGCUCUACCAAACUGCUUCCACCCCAGUCUGCCGGUGGCGCAAAGCCCUUGCCAGUCCCGCGAAAUUGGCCAGCCUUUCGUAUGACUCGAGCUACAUUGCUUCUGCUGGAGACUGCGACCGUCUGGUCAAGGUCUGGCGGCGGCUGAGCUAUGGCGCCGAGGACGUCCGCUUCGACUUUGCGUAUCUGAGGCACCCGGGUGUUGUGACUGGUCUCCAAUGGCGCAAGCCUUACCAUGUCGACCACUCCAUAGAGCACGUCCUGUACACCUUUUGCUCUGACAACUUUCUGCGCAUCUGGACACGCCCUGACGCCCACAGCUGCCACCAUCUUCAGCUAUGGGGGACAGUUGACCUGGGAGAGUCGAUUCAGAGCGCUACCUUGAGCAGCAACCUGCGUUGGGCCUUCAUCAUCCAAGGACGAGACCUGUCUGCCGCGACAGAGGCCGCAGUGCAGGAGAGCGGCUCAUCAGAGGGGGGCAAUGCGGCCGCAUUACGCCAUCUGAUCCAAGUUGCCAACCGAAGCUCCGAGGUUUGCGUGGUCAUGGACGGUCGCGGAGCCAUGUCUGCGCUCUCGCUGGAGAAUGUCGGUCGCAAAUCGCAAACGACCCAUGACGUCUUUAGCAUUGCCCAAGUCACCUCCAAAGAUCUCGACUUCCUGUCGAGGCUCAAGACGGAUGCCGACUCAAUACCUCACGUUGAGAUCUACAACUACUGCAACAGGCCGAGGGGUCAUCUCCAGAUCCUCAUGCAUGACUUUUCUGGCAAAAUCGAGCUCUUCCAGACAAACAUAGAAGUUCUCCUGGACGAGACCGCCAAAGGACGCAAACUGGUGCACACACGCACCUGGUCUGGCAAUUCAGGUCCCAUUCGCAAGAUUGUCCGGAACUUCAGCGGCCGCUCCAUUGUCUCGCGUACGGCUCUGGGUGAGUGUGUUAUCUGGAAUCAUGCUCUCGACAGCGAUGGAGUUCCGCUUGCUCAGCAAAGCGUCCUGCCUGAGGCUGGCCAUAUUCACCGUAUCUGUGUCAUGCGGAAAGGUCGUUUUGUCAUCUUCCUCUUUCACGACAAGAUCACUCUGUGGGACUGCCGGCAGCCGACUCCAUUUCUUCUGGCCACGUGUGGCUUUGAUCUUCCCGGUAAACCACUCUGCCUGCUCAUACUACCAAGGAAGAGGGUGGAGGAAAACCUGGUCGCACAUGUCGCGACCAUCACAUCGGAGAAGAUGGGAGUGGUCUGGGAAGUCCACCUGCCCCCCUACAAUUCCUCGGUCGCUCAUAUCAGUACCAACGGACACUCCAAGCCGUCCAUUCGUAAGUUCUACGAGUUUGAGCUGCCUGAUGCCGGGGAUCUGGCUUACGUACUGCCCGUUGAUCCCGCCGGCUCGACGCCCCACGUAGCAGGCUUCCUAGAUGUGUUUGCACGAGACGUGGCCAUCUCUUAUACACACACCGGACGAGUUGAGUUCUGGACGGCUCGAGUUGACCACAGCCACGAGCGAGUCGACUGGUUGUCUACGUCGUCGCUGGAGACGGGUCUUCGAGAGCCAGCGCUUGUAAGCGGAAGCACGAUGAAGAAGGCAGCGCUCGUCAACUCCGACAGGUCUACGGUCACAAUUUGGGACAUUCGCGGAGCUCGUCUGGAGUAUGCCAUGUCGUUCGAGGCGGGAAACACCGUGCAGGAUCUAGAUUGGACUUCCACGCCAGACUCACAAUCUAUUCUUGCCGUAGGAUUCCCCCACCGUGUUGUUUUACUUGCCCAGAUGCGAUUCGACUAUCUGAACAAAGGUCCUGCCUGGGCAUCGAUCCGCGAGAUAAGCAUACGCGACUUGACGGCACAUCCUAUAGGAGACUCGACCUGGCUCGGUGACGGACACCUGGUUAUCGGCAGUGGAAACCAACUCUUUACCUACGACCGAACGUUUGAUCCCUCAGCCUCCACCGCCACGCAUCUUCGCCUUCCACAGCGAAGGAGCGGCCGCCUGGACCUCUUCGAAGUUGUGCAGAGACUCAACGGCCCGUUGCCCGUCUUCCACCCCCAGUUUCUCAGCCAGUGCAUGCUCGCCGGCAAGAGCAACCUACUCAAGAAGAUUCUGCUUGCAUUGCACAAGACACUCAAGUACUGGCUUGAGGGCGAGAACAUCGACGACUACCUGGGUCUGGAUUUGGAAGAGUUCUACAUGGAUAAAGAUAUCUCCAACAUAACUGGUGCUGAGAGGGAAAAGAACGCUUAUUUCGUCCGCGAGGGUGUCGAUAGCUCCGAGGACGACGACAGCUUCAACGAGGAAGUAGCUCAGGCGAUCAACGAGAAGCUGACCCGGGUAGCCUUGCCCCAGCUCUCUGGACAUGAGCAGAUCCAGCUCGUGGAUAUUGUGGAGUGUGCCGGCCUAGUCGAGACUCAGCGCCGGUCCAUGGACGAGAAUGCGGCAAGAUAUAUGCUGUUCUUCCGCCAGCAUGCCCUUCGAAAAGGCAGGACGAGCGAGAUAUAUCUGUCAUGGAGGGAGAUCAAUUGGGCCUAUCAUUCUACGAGUCAAGACAUACUAGUUGGUUUCAUUUCGCGCCAGCACCAUGGCACCGUACUCUGGGAACAUGCUCGCGAAAGCGGUAUGUUCAUGUGGCUCACCGACAUGUCGGCGGUCCGGGCUCAAUUCGAGAUCAUCGCGCGCAACGAGUACACAAAAAGCGAGAUGAAGAACCCCGUCGACUGCAGCCUCUUUUACCUGGCGCUAAAGAAGAAGACGGUCCUCCAGGGUCUGUGGCGCAUGGCGUCGUGGAAUCGGGAGCAAGGGGCUACCCUCAGGCUACUCUCCAACAACUUUGACGAUCCAAAAUGGAAGACUACGGCUCUCAAGAAUGCAUACGCGCUGAUGAGCAAGAGGAGAUUCGAAUAUGCCGCGGCAUUCUUCCUGCUGGCUGACCACCUGCAGGACGCUGUCAACGUCUGCUUAAACCAGCUCAAAGACCUCCAGCUUGCUGUGGCGGUAGCCCGUGUCCACGGCGGUGACCAGGGGCCAGUACUGCGCAAGCUGCUCGAGGAAGAGGUGUUGACGAUUGCCUCCCAAGAGGGCAACCGCUGGCUGGCGUCAUGGGCCUUUUGGAUGCUGCACCGCAGAGAUAUGGCCGUCCGAGCUUUGAUCACCCCGGUCUUUUCGCUACUAGAGACACCACAUCCGGCCGACAUCAAAUCCAAGUUGUUUCUCAUGGAUGAUCCGGCGCUGGUCAUACUGUAUUCCCAACUACGCCAGAAGACGCUGCAGACACUUCGGGGCGCAUCCAAGGUCACUCCAAAGGUAGAAUGGGAAUUUGUCUUGCAUAGCGCACGUCUGUAUGACCGGAUGGGCUGCGAUCUGCUGGGCUUGGACAUUGAAGGCCGCGCAAGGCGCCAGUGCCUGCCUGAGCCACCGCCCAAGAUGGUCGUUGUCGAAGGCAGAAGCUUCACCGUGCGCGGUGUCCUAGUCGGCCUCCUGGUCGGCCUGGUCAUCUGCUUCUCCAACAUGUAUUUUGGGCUGCAAACGGGAUGGGUCAGCAUCAUGUCCAUGCCGGCGAGCCUGAUGGGGUUCGGCUUGUUCAAGGCCCUGUCGAGACACCUCAAGUUCCCCUUCUCGCCGGUGGAGAACGUCCUCGUGCAGAGCGUUGCGGGUGGCAUGGCUAUCAUGCCCCUUGGCUGUGGCUUUGUCGGCGUGCUCCCAGCAAUGAACUAUCUGCUCACGCCCGAAGAGCGAGGUCCCGUAGACUUGAGCGUGUGGAAGCUUAUUGUCUGGUCUCUCGGACUAUGUUAUUUUGGCGUCGUAUUCGCCGUGCCACUGCGGCGACAAGUCAUCAUCAGAGAGCGGCUCAAGUUCCCUAGCGGAUUUAGCACUGCCGUUCUCAUUGGAGUUCUGCAUGGGAAGACGCAGCGGGUCGAGGGCGGCGAUGCCAGCCAGGAUCUUGCGGCCGGCUUUGCUAGUCUGGCCGUCUCGGGCAGAGAAAGUGCAGAAUUCCGCAUCGGCGAGCCCUUGCCCGACGAUGAAGCGGCUUGUGGUUCAGUAGACCAAGGUGCGCGCGAUGCGGAUUCUGAAAGUGACUGGAAGGCGAACCUUCGCCUCCUUUUCGUCUGCUUCCUUGUCUCGGGACUUUUGACUUUCGCAACCUACUUCUUCCCCGUCCUCCAUAACAUUCCUAUAUUUGGAUUCACGGCGGCCUCGACAUGGCUGUGGACGCUGAACCCGAGCCUUGCUUACGUAGGGCAGGGCAUCAUUAUGGGUCCGGAGACGACACUCCACAUGUUGCUGGGUGCCCUCUUGGGAUGGGGCGUCCUGUCGCCUCUGGCAAAGUUCAAGGGCUGGGCGCCAGGUUCCAUCGACGACUGGGAGAGGGGGAGUAAAGGAUGGAUCGUUUGGACCUCAUUGGCCAUCAUGCUCGCCGAUGCGAUCAUCAGCCUGGGCCACAUUGCCGGACGCUCCAUGCUGCAAUACCUUCCAGAGGCCGUCAAAUUCACGAGGGACCGUCUGCCACAUGGAUGGUCACCGUCACUCCUCCGGGACCGCGAUGGUUACACUAGCAUCAACGGUGAUGAUAUCGAUGAAGCCGCUCCUAGAGCAUCCGCAGCGGCAGCGGCCACACUGCCAGUCCCGCCGAGCCCGCUCUCAGACCUCGGUGUCGACGGGUCGACGGUGGAAGACCGUGACCAUACACUGGUUACGGACGACGAAGAUGCACCCCCACAUCAGCAGGUCAGUGAUCGAGUAGUCUGGGUCGGGCUGAUUUUGUCGAUUGCCUUCUGCAUAUUCUGCAUCCGCCUGGUAUUUGGCGACCUUGUUCCGCUGUACGCCACGGUCAUAGCGGUGUUCAUGGCCCUUUUUCUCAGCAUCAUGGGCGUGAGAGCCCUGGGUGAGACCGAUCUCAAUCCGGUCUCGGGCAUCUCCAAGCUUGCGCAGCUGUUCUUUGCUUUCAUCAUCCCCCAGUCUCAUAAGUCGAGCGUUUUGAUCAACCUCGUCGCCGGAGCAGUGUCUGAAGCUGGCGCCUUGCAAGCCGGCGAUCUAAUGCAGGAUCUCAAAACCGGUCACCUCUUAGGUGCAGCGCCGAAGGCUCAGUUCUGGGGCCAGGUCAUUGGGGCCACCGUCGGCUCCAUCGUCAGCGCCUUCAUCUACAAGCUUUACACCGCUGUCUACCAAAUACCCGGAGAGCUGUUCCAGGUUCCAACAGGCUACGUGUGGAUAUUCACGGCGCGGCUCGUCACCGGACAAGGCCUACCAUACAUGGCUAAGGAAUGGGCGAUGGCAUUUGCAGCAGUGUUCGCCGUCUUGACAGCCUUCAGGAUACGUAACGUGGGCAAGAGUUGGCGCGCUUUUAUUCCGGGCGGCAUUGCCGUAGCUGUUGGCAUGUACAACGUUCCCUCUUUCACCCUCGCCAGAACAAUCGGGGGCAUCCUCAGCUGGUAUUGGCGCUCCGUGUCAGGCCGCCCAGAAACCCCGUUGAUUGUACUCGCAUCGGGGUUCAUCCUGGGUGAGGGCUUCUUGAGCAUUGUCAACCUCAUCAUGCAGAGCGCAGGUGUGCCUCACUUGUGA
Molecule: messenger RNA, 5934 nt
Organism: Thyridium curvatum
Lineage: Eukaryota; Fungi; Ascomycota; Sordariomycetes; Thyridiales; Thyridiaceae
Exons: 16
Coding region: 1-5934 (1977 amino acids)
Biological process (GO): vacuolar acidification
Cellular component (GO): RAVE complex
Molecular function (GO): oligopeptide transmembrane transporter activity; protein binding
Source: RefSeq, a predicted model, not a curated record